Rosa chinensis is the source of this 2416-nucleotide messenger RNA. RefSeq lists its product as uncharacterized. The transcript has 6 exons. NCBI's taxonomy places the organism in Eukaryota, Viridiplantae, Streptophyta, Magnoliopsida, Rosales, Rosaceae. The record is from RefSeq and is a predicted model, not a curated record. The coding region runs from base 1040 to 1774 and encodes 244 amino acids.
CAUUGUUCAAGUCAGGCAAGAACAUUUCUUUCAUUUUUCUUCACUGGCUUUGAUUAGUCUAGCUAGUGAGUCUAAAAAAGAGCACCAUUGGUUUGGAGGUCAACUGGUCAAAGGGGGGAACUUCUCUUCAAUGCACGCAGUGCUACAUCGUUGAUCAUCUUUCAAUUUGACAAAGAAAAAGCUAUUCUGUUUGAUCUAAUUGAUUACAUGAAGGUUAAGAGAAGCAAGUGCAUGUUGGGGAGACAGACUUAAAGUCUUAAAGUGCAUGUUGAUCAUGAUGGAAGGUUCAGAAAGCUUCACUGACACUGCUUUCUUGGUCUCUUGAAGACAUAUGUAAUGAAAACCUUUACAAGCACCAGGUUGGAAGCCCUGAAUCAUUUCAGUCCGACCUUCAUCAAUAUUUUGCAUCUUACAAAUAUCCUUUAUUGGAGGACACUCGAGCUCAACUGCAAUGCAGGAUCGGAACCCUGUAUAAAGCACCAUUUGGUAAAGUAAUUUCUAUACAAGAAUCCAAUCCGCAUGGAACAAAGCAAUACAGUGUCAAAGUUGAUUCUUGGAGAAACAGUGUCAUUAAGGAAUGCAAAACUAGGCCUGGGGAUCUUUUUAUUUUAGCAGAUGCUAAAGCUGAAAGUGUUUCUGAUUUACAAAAGGAAGGGAGAUCAUGGGUGUUUCUAAUAGCCAUUGAAGUAUUCCCAAAGAGUAGGAGUGAGGAUGAUGGUACUUCUCUUCAUUUUAAGGCCAGAACAUCAAAAAAGUUUGACGUCAACAGUGGCAUUCCGACAUCAUUGUUUAUCAUUUUCUUAGAGAACAUAGGCCCAAACAUAAGAAUAUACAAAGCUAUGCACAUGUGCACAAGUGCUAGAUGGAGGGUACAAACUACACUACUUUACAGUUCUCAGCUUUCAUUUCUCUUUAAUUUCCAAAAACUUCUUAUUUUGUUAAUUAUUUCCAAAAAUUGUUGUCCAACUUUGGUAGGUGAUUUUCAGUGAUAACUUUCUCAAGUCAUUCGAGCAAUGUACUGAUCUCAUUUCGUACAAAGAUGUCAAUACUCAGUUUGCUACUUAAGCUUUCCAGUGGCUGGAGGUCUAAAAAAAGUAAUGUUGAUAUAGUUUGUAGAAGCUCUUCAAUGAUCGUGAAAAAAUUCAAAGUGGAAGGCCUAUAUAUUGUUUGUUCAACUGAUGUUGUAAAACAUUUGAGAUACAUGCAAGUUUUAAAAAUAUGGGACAUAUUGCCUGAUCUGUGCAGUAUCCAAUCACUGGUAAAUCGCUUAGACUGUUUUUUUGUGAGACAUACAGAUGGUUUUAUCAAGCUCUGCUGCAUGAAGUAUUUUGAGGGUAACUUGGAAGUUCCAAUGAUCUGGCCAGCCUCCUUGGAUGUCAUCCGAUAUAAGGAUCUUUGCGUCACUAGUGAUUCAGUGGAUGACGUGUCUAAGGAUGAAAGUUAUGUUGAAAAUUCAAAGGGCAGAGAGUUGGUUCUCCCAUUUGAAGUUACUGACGAAGAAAUGGAGGCCAUACUUUACAAUAGAAGUACAUUCAUAGCUGGGCGAUCAGGCACUGGGAAGACCACUGUUUUAACAAUGAAGUUAUUUCAGAAGGAACAGUAUUACAAUAUGGCAGAGGAAGGAUUGUAUGCUGUCGAGCAGAGUUCUGGAGGUUUUAAUGCAACUGUUUUACGUCAGAUAUUUGUAACAGUUAGUCCAGAACUCUGUAUUGCCGUUAAGCAACAUGUUUCAAACUUGAAAAGGGACUAUGACUUUGGAAAGCUCUGGUGUUGAACUUGGACUGAAAAGAGCUAGGAAGGCAGGUGAGGUUUUCGCCAAGUCUAGCCACGACAUUGAGGUAGGAAACAGUGACAAUAAAGCUAUGAAUCAGAAGUCGAGCGGAAGGAAGCUGCCGACUGGCACUCUCUCCCUGGCUUGGUCCGGAGUUGUGGUCGUCUCGCUUCUCGCCGGAGCCUUCGUCGUCCACAGUGUCUACAAGCUCGAUCUUGUACUCUCUCUCUCUCUACAUUAUUAUGCCUCUUUUGGUUUUACAAUUUCAUUAUGAAUUAGUGCACGUAAGGUGUUCGAUGAAAUGCCUGACUCAACUUGCAAUCGAUGAAAUUUGUAAUGGUCUAAAAUUCUACCUAGGAGGCAUUAGAAGGCUGGUGACCGACUCGAUUUCUUCAAAAUCAGGUGAAGUAGGCUGGAAUUCAGCGGGCUUGGGCCAUCCUAGGCAGGCGUGGGCGUUGCUAGGCGGGUCUGGGCGGGGCUAGGUGCUUGUCGUCUCUCUCUUCUGAGUCAUGUUUCUCUUUGUCUCCAUCUCUCUCAGUUCGCAACCCUCUCUCUCUCCCUCCCUCCCUCCCUCCCUUCAAGUUUCCGAGUAUGUUAUGAAGCAUCAAGUAUUCAAAGAUCUGUGCUCCAUGCCUCUGUUUUAGU